Molecule: messenger RNA, 1182 nt
Organism: Rhizopus microsporus ATCC 52813
Lineage: Eukaryota; Fungi; Mucoromycota; Mucoromycetes; Mucorales; Rhizopodaceae
Product: renal dipeptidase complexed with Cilastatin
Exons: 3
Coding region: 1-1182 (393 amino acids)
Biological process (GO): proteolysis
Molecular function (GO): metallodipeptidase activity
Source: RefSeq, a predicted model, not a curated record
AUGGUUCAAACGUCCCUUUUUGCUAUAUUUACGCUGGUUUUGGCCUCCUCCUUUCAGGUCAUUGCUGAUCAGCAGCCAUUCCUUAAUGUUCAAAAGACAAAAGAUCCCUUAAAGAGAGUUCAUAAAAUACUUGAACAUUCCCCACUGAUUGACACUCAUAAUGAUUUGCCCAUGGAACUGGCAUUCGUGUAUAACGGCAAGAUCAACAACAUGAACCUCACACACCUCAACUGGGGACACACAGAUAUUUCAAGACUUAGAGAGGGUCAAGUAUCUGGUGUGUUCUGGAGCAUCUAUUAUGAUUGUGAAGAUACUUCAUCCAACCAAGUACUGAAAGCCAUGGAAUCUAUUGAUGUAACAAAGCGCAUGAUCAAUCUUUAUCCAGAAACAUUUCAGCUGGCGACGAGCACAAAGGAAUUCAGAAAGGCAUUCAAGAAGGGACGUAUUGCAUCUAUGAUGGGUAUCGAAGGUGGACAGAUGAUUGAUAACUCCUUGGCUGCUCUUCGUUUAUUCUAUGAUCUUGGUGUGAGAUAUAUGACGUUGACACACAACUGUCACACUGCCUGGGCAGAAGCUUGCUGUGAUCCACAACCACCUUCAUUCACCAAGGGACUCGGGUUAACCGAGUUUGGCAAAAAGAUCGUUUUGGAAAUGAAUCGUAUUGGCAUGAUGGUCGAUAUCUCUCAUGUUGCCCAUGCUACCAUGCACGCCGUUCUCGAUGUCACUGAAGCACCUGUCCUGUUCUCCCACUCAUCUAGUGAUGCAAUCUGCCCCCUUGAACGAAAUGUACCUGAUAGUGUGCUCAAGCGUUUGGAUGAAACAGACGGAGUGGUCAUGGUCAAUUUUUACAACAAUUUUGUGCAAUGUGAUCCUACCAAGGAAGUCACCGUCGCCGAUGUUGCCAAUCAUGUCGAGCAUAUUGCUUCCAUUGCUGGCAAACAUCGUGUUGGCUUAGGUGCAGAUUAUAAUGGCGUUGAAAAGGUGCCAGUAGGAUUGGAAGACGUAAGCAAAUAUCCCAACCUGAUUGCAGAGUUGGCUCGCCGUGGAUGGACCGAUGAGGAAUUGAUCGGAUUAGCAGGAGAGAACCUGCUGCGUGUAUGGAAAAAGGCUGAAAAAGUAAGCAAAAAAUUAGCCAAGAGUCAUCAACUUCCUGCCGAGGAUAGAAUAGAAGACUUUGUUUAA